AUGACGUGUUCUGAUCGAGAGUGCUUCUGGGUUUUUUGUUCUGGUUAUUUUAUAUUCCCCUUUUCUUCUGAGCGGUUGCCACAUCUACCAGAAUACUGGACUACCAGAGAGGACAGGGUGGUGCUUCUCGACGUGUGGGAGGAAGCCAAACUGAAACCUGUCGCUGUCAGUUACUCAGUUUCUGGAUAUAAUAAGGACGAGAGACCACCCCAAUAUUCUAGAUCUCCCAACUCCGCUUCCCCUAAUCCAGCUAACCAAAGAUGGGUGCCACCAAGCAAUGUUGUUGCUAAACGGGAGUCAGGUACAGCAAAUGACGACAGAAAUGACUCUGUAUUUAGACGUGUCCGUGGGAUUCUCAAUAAACUUACUCCUGAUAAGUUCGAUAAGUUAAGCCUUGAACUUCUUAAUGUAGGCAUCGAGUCAAAGCUGAUUCUGAAGGGAAUCAUUUUGUUGAUUUUUGAGAAGGCUCUUGAUGAGCCCAAGUACAGUAGCCUUUACGCUCAACUAUGUCACCGUCUAUGUGAGGAUGCGCCAAACUUCGAGCCUCCAGAUUCUACUAUAACUGUGAGUAGACCAACUACCUUUCGGCGCUUGUUGUUGAACAAGUGCCAAGAUGAAUUCGAAAACAGAUCCCGGGCUCGGGAAGCUUAUGAUAAGCUGGAAGGCCCAUUCAGUGAUGAAGAACAUGAACAGUACCAAAUUGCCAAGAAGAAGAUGCUCGGGAACAUCAAAUUUAUUGGUGAACUUGGCAAAUUGGAGAUGUUACACGAGGGGAUUUUACAUAAAUGCAUUAAGCAGCUUUUGGAGAAGAAAAGACGAACUGGGGUGCAGGAUAUGGCAGAGGACUUGGAAUGCCUCUGUCAGAUAAUGCGCACAGUUGGCCGACGCCUUGACACCAAUAAGGCGAAGUCAUGGAUGGAUCAAUACUUUACCCGUAUCCAAGGGUUUGCAAUGAACCCACUCCUGCCUGCACGCAACCGUUUCAUGCUGCAGGACAUAGUGGAUCUUAGGAGGUGCAAGUGGGUGCCACGCAAGAAUUUGGUUGACAAUGCUCCGAGGACAAUCCAACAGAUUAGGGAGGAGGCUGCACGAGACUUUGGGAUUUACUUGCAGCCCCCCUCAAGUAAUCCUGUACGCAGCUCUGGGAAUCUGUUUGGACGGAAUGGGAUGCCAGGACAGACACAGCGAGGAGGGAUAGGCAUGCUUGAUGCCUUCACUCCGGGUAUGAUGGAUACAGCUGGAAUGGGCACCGGCCCAGGCGUUAUUACUAUGGAUGGGUACAACCCAGCAUUUGACAAUAACAACAUGGGCAGAAAUAGAAAUCAAGGCUUCUUUCCUAACUACGGGAAACAGCGCCAGGAAGGUAGUUCAAAUGGUGGAGACCGCAGUGAUCGAAGUGACAGAGGAGAACGAGAACGCGGAAAUUACCAACAACAACAACAGAAUCGAGGCGGCAAUUAUCGCGGGCGCGGUGGUCAGAAUCAUAACGACCACCGGGGGUCACCAGGACAGUUCAAUAAUCACUCGCCUCAACCUGGACAAUACAAUAACCAGAAUCAGGACUUCGAUCAACAACAGAACACGAACAGUCAACAACAACAACAGCAGCCACAACCACAACAAAAACCAAAUCGAGACUUGCCCCCACGGUUCAUGAAGAAAGUCGGGUCAGGCGAGGGUGAGAUCAACCUCAGACCGGCCAAGAACUUCAUGAUGUUCAAACCCGGGACGCCAAGCAUGUUACCGAUGUCUGCACAGGUUCAGAAUAACAGUCAGACGCCGCCAUUGGCGCCGUUGCCAAAUGAGCGGAACGAGGGCGACAUGCCAAUUAUCAACCCACUCAUGCCCAAACAGCAAGUGAUCCAAAUUAAGCAGGCCCCGACGCACUCUGAGAAGAAUAAACGCGACAAAAAGCAGGCCCCCAGUAAGGAAGAGGCCAUGAAGCUUCUGGAUGAGGUGCUGACCAGUUAUCUGGAGAAUACUAAUGUGGAGGAGGCCGUGCAAACUAUCAGGGAUUGGAGAGUCCCAAAGAAGUAUUUCCCAGAGUUGGUGACUUCCCUGAUGAUCAAGACCAUUGACAAAACUGACAACGACCGAGCUGCCGUCAGCAAGCUUGUGUCGUCAAUGAAAGCAGAAAAUGUCAUUUACUCGGAACAUUUUAUGGAUGCUUUCAAUUGUAUACUCGCUCAGAUGUCCGAACUUGAAGUCGAUGUUCCUUUGGUUCGUUCGUACGUUGCAAAGUUUGCGGCACGCUCGGUGAUUGAUGAAAUCAUCACUCUGGUUGAUCUGUGCGAACCGAUGGAGAACGGGAACUACUACCCGCUCUUCAUGCUGUGUAUGCAACAGAUGUACAAGAUGAACAACAAGGACUGGCUGUACAAGCAGUACACCGAGAGCAAGAUUAACUUACAGAACAUGCUACCAGAAUCUGAUCGUAACAAAGAGAAAAUGAUGGAGAUUCUUGAAGACCGAGGCCUGAGCUUCCUAUUCCCAAUGUUACGCAUCCAGAACGACUUGUGGCGACAGAUCCAGAAAGAUCCCAACGCAGGCAACCUGUACAAGUGGAUCAAAGAGAACGUUGAUCAGAGACUUCAUCGUGAUAAGGGAUUUGUCAAUAUACUCGCCACGCUCUUACUACGGUACAUUACGAGGGAGAGUAGUCUACCAGAGGGGGGCGACCCUAAUGUACUGCCAGACAAGAACCUGCUGGAUAAGGAGAAGGAACUCAUGACCAAGUUUAAGGGAGUCCUACAGAUGUUCCUCCAUGACCACGCUGAACUCCAGGUCAGUGUGUUGUAUGCACUGCAGGUUCAUAGCCACAGUAGUGGAUUUCCAAAAGGAAUGCUGUUGCGAUUCUUCAUGUAUUUCUAUGACCUCGAGAUCGUUGAAGAGGAGGCGUUCUUCAAGUGGAAGGAGGAGAUUAAUGAUGAGUAUCCUGGUAAAGGAAAAGCAUUGUUCCAGGUGAACCAAUGGCUGAUGUGGCUGGAACAAGCUGAAGAAGAGUCAGACGAUGAUGACAACUAAAACCGAUUACGACAACACAACUGGGAAAGAUUGACUAAGAGCCGGGUUGCCCUUACGGGGAGCAAAGACUGCAAAAUUUAAUGUCUGUCCCCCCUGCUUGAUACCAAGACUGUGGAUAGCGGUGAACUAUCGAGGCUUGAUGACCCUGAGAACAUUCUGCUGCCUAUUUUGAGGCAUGUAUAAUUUCUGGCCAAGUUCUCGGCACGGACGGUCUUUGGCCUAUUUUGGGGCCUUGAUUUGAAUCAAAACGGGGCUGUGUGAUGGAUUAAAAGUGGAGAAAGAACUGUCUGUUGCUGUUUUGUCCAGCUGAUGCUGUUUGAAGAGAUCAUGCUUAAAAUUUUAGAAUAUUUGUCGAAAAUAUGAAAGAUCAUUGUAAAAAUUUCUGUGGUUAGUUUUUGAUUUUUAACACCAGUAUUGUCAUUUUUUAGCUCCUAGAUAAACGAAUUAGUGGUGGAAUUUGUACAUUUCAUUUUGAUGUGAAGAAAAUCUGAUAUAAUUGUGGUUACUUGUGCCUCGAAAUUUUGCUGAUACUUGUGAAAUCAAUAAUGAUUAAGGCCUGACCUGAAUGUGGGUGGUCGGAACCAAGAAUUUAUUUAAAGCUUUAUCUCAAAAAUAUAUGACCUCGUUAGAUAUAUUUUUGCUUAAAUUUACUUCCCACAAAGGUUGAACACCACAUAUUUUGAAAUUUGGAGCAGCAAAAUUUUGAUGCAACAAGAUAUCAACUUAAGAUUUUCAAAACUCAGUUUACGUUUUUCUACUACCAACUUGACAGUAUGGCAUGUCAUAUGGCAGUUGGAAUUCUUUCUUACACAAUCUUGGCUCAUGGAAGUUGACAACUUCCCAAACAAUCAAAAUUCACUCUCUCUAUAUUAUUGUACCGAAACUACACACCAGGUGGUUCCUUGUCUCUUUGUUCCACGGAGGACAUGUGUCAGACGUUUCAUGCAAAGGCCUCGUUUUAUUUAAUGGAGUGGCUGUACAGAAACGAGAUAAGGACAUUACUCGGGAUGCACAGACUGAUUAAGUGAUUAUCUGAGGCUGUAGGCUUCAAAGACUUCUGACUAAAUGCCAAUAAUGGGAUGUUGGCAUGUGACUGGAUUAUACGAAUUUUAACUUCAGGAAUAGUAACUCCUGCUUGGCUAUUAUUCAUUCCUGUUCACACGUAGGAUAUCGUUUUCACGUUAUGGUGACGAUGGAUUUCACUGAACCUUAGGAUUGCAUGUUCGAAUGAUAAACAAUUGAAUCUGAUGAGGAUUUAUUUGACAAACUCUACUGAUACAAAGACUUAGAAUGUCACUCAGGAGGAGCGGUGCGUGGAACAAGGACCCCUGGUGGUGUUUGUGGGAGUGAAUGCCUUUCUUAACUCUUCCACACCUUUCCAUCCCUUGGCUACUGUAAUGAAACUACCCAAAACACGAAUUUAUUACAAGCAGAUAUGACAUUGUAGUCCAUGAUGGUGCUGUAGGGAUGAUUGGGUACUGCUAGUAUUCUAGUGUAUGCUCAUACAAUUCAAUGGUGUUCUUUAACAAGAUUUUAUGAUAUGGAUUAUUGUGCUCGGUACCUGCUGGGCGCAAAUGUGGUGUUGGCUCUUUUGUUACUAGUAAAAUUGUGUGAACAACAUAGUCAGAUAUAUCAUCAGAAUUGUGAUACUCUUUGGUAAAAUCUUGUCACAUACUGUUAUAAUGAACAUAUGAAUGUCACAUAAACAUCAUGAUCAACUAUGUAUGUCAUUGUACUCAUACCAUAUUAGUUAUUGGUAUAGAAGCCAUGACUUUCAACUCAUUUUCUUUGAAAAACUUCAGGUACAGUACUUUAUAUUGCCGUGAAGGGUUGAAAUUGCUAAAAGGGAAUUUCAUUUCAUUUCAAAUCAGUCGCCUUUAUAGGGACACGGCAUUUGCUUCAGUCAUUGAAGUAAUAAUUACAUUGUGCAAGGCCAACAUAAGAUUCUCAAUCUUUUUUGUUAAGAAUUCAAUGCACCACUGUAAUUAAUGUUAAGUGCCAAUUGUUUCCAGUCCACUUUUUUUUCAAAUCCAUUCUUGGCUUGUGAAAAGUACAUGAAUUUCUCGUCUCAUUUUAUAUAUUUGCAUUGUACUAUGGCAUCUUCCAUAUUCCAUCUCACCUCGAGUUGUUAACGCAAGCCUGAUGACAAGUCGAUGAAAAUCGCUUUUUCAUGCACACCGCCUAAACCAACAGGGACAGGGUUUUGCGGUGAUGAUAUCGAUGUGAGGUCUGAACUUUGGUGUUGUCUAUUGAGUUUGGUUAUCACUAUUGUGGUAAUAAUGACAAACAGGAAACAUCUCAUUGUUUUAUCCUGCUCUCAACUUGAGGCGAGGUGGAUUGCAGCACAACAUGUACUCACAAUUACUAUAUGGCACUUGGUAUGAAUUUGAAACCCCUGUCUUCUUAUCAUGUUAAUAGUCAUAAUAUAUAAUCACUCUUUUGUUUGUUUUCAUGUUCUCAGUUGCUGUCAGAGUGGAUGCAUUUCUAGUGCUUUCAUAGUUACGUAGAUAAAGAGAAUAGUUGUCUUUCAUUCCUAUUUCUUGCUUUUAAAUGUUGACCCAAAGGAUUAAAUAGUCAGCAACGUUUUAAAACUCAUCUGGCCCACCUGGCUGUUGCCUUUAGUCUCUCUGUAAAGGAAGAAGAGCAGAUCUGCCGAACCAGCACUAAGCACUAUUGAGCAGUUCAGAGUUUCAGUAAAUUCUGGUAUGCGCCAGAAUAUGUGCGCAAACUAACUACUGAAUCCAUACACACUGUUGGUGUUAAUACCAGUAAUUCUUAGAGCACGUAGGAAUUUUCUCACAUUGUAUAAAUCUUAGAAUUCUUCCUUUUAAUUAAUCCAAAUAUAUUUGUAAUUUGAAUGUUGUGUUUGGUUCUAAAUAGGCAAGAUGAUAUGAUAUUGUCCCUGUGAUGCUCAUCUACUGAGAGCAGUGCAACUUUAACUUCUUCUGGCAGAUCCAUACAAUCUUGGUUUGUAUCAUCUUUGGUCCUCAUAUUUAAUCAUGUGAUUGCCUUUCGUGACAAGGUCUAGGUUAUGCUGUUCAAUGACUGGCAUUCACAUUUUUAAAAUGUGAGAACGGUGAUGUUAUAGGAGCCACGAUCACAACUAGAUGGACUCCACAGUACUUGCCCCUGUUGGGGUGGAGCAUGUUGACACAUUUUCAUUGCAUUGUUUUAAUGAUGAACUCUUCGUUUUGUCCUAACCUUCUUGACGCCGGGAGGUGUCAGAUAUUUCACAUUGAUUACAAUAGUCAUUUAUCAGAAUAAUUGUCGUGCAUGUGUGUAUACAUGUGAUAUUCCGAAUCAUUUUGCUCUGUUUGUCAUGGUCUCAAAAAUCUGGCCAUUACCAUAUCUAUAUUUUUAAAAAGUCUAUUCUGUUGCGAAAAGAAUGGAACUGUUGCCACUGAGAGUAAAAAAACACCUUCAAAGUAAUUAAAAUGGCACCUGAUUUUCGGUUUUGCACCAUUUUGUACAAGGACGAUCAACCCCAUGGGUCCAGGUGCUGAAAUUUAACGGUUCACAAGGCUUUGCGUGGGACAUUUUCUUAAUCCUUGCUGACUUUGAAAAGGAUUUGCUUUGAAAAUGGCUUAUUUUUUCUAGGGUUUGUGAAGCUUUGAUAUCCCAUUUUCGGGUGGGUGCUUCAGACAAUAGAAUCAUUGAAUUACGAAGGGGUCCAACUCCACCAAGGUAAACUGUUCAGGAGAAGGUGUUAUGUUUUUAUUCAAUAUCAUAAUUUACAGCACUUUAAAUGGUUCAAGUUAGGAAAGCGACCUUGUGAGCAGUUCUCUAGAACUAUACAGGACAAAUAAUCAUUAGGUCAGUUAAAGAUUGUUGUGUUGGGUUCUUUUUCAGCAGUUGAGGAAAAAGGAGUUUGGUCCUUUUGUUUAACUCAAUGAUUCAAUUAUACCCUGAUAUUAAAACAUUUUAGUUCUUAUACAGUGUUUGUUGAUUUGGUUGUGUCGUAACAGAGUGAAUCUCAUGACGAGUGAUGAAACGUAAUAAAUUGGAAUGGAAUGAUUGAAA
Lineus longissimus is the source of this 7044-nucleotide messenger RNA. Its product is annotated as eukaryotic translation initiation factor 4 gamma 2-like. The record is from RefSeq and is a predicted model, not a curated record. The coding region runs from base 1 to 3024 and encodes 1007 amino acids. Lineage: Eukaryota; Metazoa; Nemertea; Pilidiophora; Heteronemertea; Lineidae. Gene Ontology annotation, molecular function: translation initiation factor activity; mRNA binding; protein binding. The transcript has 22 exons. Gene Ontology annotation, cellular component: eukaryotic translation initiation factor 4F complex.